This is a messenger RNA of Cercospora beticola, 1074 nucleotides long. RefSeq lists its product as uncharacterized. Gene Ontology annotation, molecular function: monooxygenase activity; heme binding; iron ion binding. NCBI's taxonomy places the organism in Eukaryota, Fungi, Ascomycota, Dothideomycetes, Mycosphaerellales, Mycosphaerellaceae. The record is from RefSeq and is a predicted model, not a curated record.
AUGAUGGAUCGCAAGGAGCAUGCUCAGAGACGGAGAUUGUUUGCUCGUGGCUUCAGCAAGACCAAUAUCAAGCACAAUUGGGAAGGCGUCAUGAGAGAGAAGAUUCAGCUUGCAGUUGCCAAGAUUGCAGAAGAGGGCAAAGCUGGCGAGCCCGUCGAUAUCAUGAAGUUGUGCACACUCAUGUCGAGCGACAUCUCCAGCCAUCUGCUGUUUGGAGAGUCUUUUCGCACGCUGGAGAAGGGCGAAGUCAACGAGUAUAUUCGUGUUCUGACGAAUGCCCUGAAAGGCAACGGCAUUGGCGCAGAGCUUCCGUGGUUGAGAGCGACAGGAAAGUGGCUGCCAUUCCAAACAACGAGGGAGCUGUGGAGGACCAAUGACUUGCUGGCAGACCAUGCGAGCAUCGCGGCAGAGAAAGGAGAGGCCUUGACCGAUGGGGAUGUUGUAUGCGAGAUAAUCUCAUUUUUCGUCGCUGGGACCGACACUACUGCUGUAUCGCUGACGUAUCUGAUUUGGGCUGUACUCAAAGAACCAACGUUGCGGGACGCCAUUGAAGAGGAGGUCGCACAGCUAGACGCAGACUACUCUGAUGCCGAUAUCGAAAGCAAAUGCCCACUCCUGAAUGCGGCCAUAGAGGAGUCAUUACGACUGUGUGGUGCAGCCCCAGGAGCUUUGCCACGAGUAGUCCCCGCCGGAGGCAUUGACCUAGGAGGAUUCUUCCUGCCGCAGAACAGCAUCGUGAGCACACAAGCAUACAGCAUGCAUCGAGAUCCGGAGCUUUUCGAACCGCCACUUGAGUUUCUGCCCGAGCGUUGGCUGGCUGAGAGCAAGAAUCGAGUUUCCGAUGCUGGGAGAGCUGCAAUGACGCCUUUCGGUGCUGGGUCACGCACCUGUCUUGGAAUGCAUAUCGCGUACAUGGAUCUGAGACCUGCUGCCGCGGAGUUCUUCCGAAGGUGUCCUGGGAGUCAGCGUGCGCCAUCGACAACUGAGGAGAGUAUGGAGCUGGAGAACUUCUUCUUGAUUGCACCGAGAGCACAUCGUUGUGAGAUUAUGCUUGGAGCUGAAGGAUUACGCUGA